AUGCUGGAGUCGUGGGCGAGGGCAUCCAUGCUUAUCCGCCUGAACACCCUAGCCGGCGGUGCGUCGGGCAUCCGGCUUGAGAUCGCGGAAUCUCUGAUGAACCUUCUGAACAAGGACGUUGUACCGCGUAUCCCCGUCCGUGGGAGCAUCUCGGCCUCGGGAGACCUCAGCGCGCUCGUGUGGAUCGGCGCCCUGAUGCAAGGCAAGCCAUCCGCUACGGCCUUUAGCGGCUCACGAGAUGUCGAGGGAGCUAGAAGAGUGAUGAGGGCUGAUGUUGCCCUGUCGGAAGCUGGCAUAGCGCCCAUCAGCCUGCACGCCAAGGAGGGCCUCGCCAUCGUCAACGGCACGGCCGUGUUGGCCGGGGUGGCGGCUCUUGCGGCGCAUGAGUCCCUCCAUCUCGCGGCGCUGUCGCAGGUGCUGACGGCCAUGAGUGUGGAGGCCCUACGGGGCAGCGAUGAGAGCUUCGAGCCCUUCAUCGCGCGGGUGCGGCCGCACCCCGGGCAGGUGGACAGCGCGCGGAACAUCAAGGCGUUCUUGACCGGGUCACAGCUGCUCAACCGGCACGACAGCCGGAAGGUGGCGACACUGCGUCAAGAUUGCUACUUGCUGCGCACGGCCAGCCAGUGGAUCGGCCCCGUGCUGGAGGACUUUGGCUUGGUGUAUGACCAGCUGACGGUCGAGCUCAACUCGGUGACGGACAACCCGCUGGUUGACACGGAGACGGGCCGCGUGCUCCAUGGUGGUAACUUUCAGGCGCGCGCCGUCACGUCGGCGGCCGAGAAGCUGCGCCAGGGCCUCCAGAGUAUCGGCUGCAUGCUCUUCACCCAGUGCACUGAGAUGAUCAACCCGGCUACCAGCUGGGGCCUGCCUUCCAAUCUGUGCUCCGACGACGCCAACGACUCGUUCCUGUUCAAGGGGCUUGAUGUCGUCAUUGCCGCCCUGACUUCGGAGCUGGGCUUCCUGGCCAACCCCGUCGGGUCGCACGUCCAGACGGCUGAGAUGGGCAACCAGGCCCUCAACUCCCUGGCGCUCGUGUCGGCACGGUACACGCUCGAGGCCGUGGACGUGCUGUCCCAGAUCGCCUCGGCGCACCUUCUGGCGGUGUGUCAAGCCCUCGACCUUCGCACCAUAGAGAUUGAGGGCCGGAAUGACGACGCCCUGCCUGACGCGACGCUGUACAUCGGCCAGGCCUCGCGGCGCAUGUACUGUUUCAUUUAG
Messenger RNA from Aspergillus viridinutans, 1218 nucleotides. RefSeq names its product aromatic amino acid ammonia-lyase. Bases 1 to 1218 code for a protein of 405 amino acids. NCBI's taxonomy places the organism in Eukaryota, Fungi, Ascomycota, Eurotiomycetes, Eurotiales, Aspergillaceae. The record is from RefSeq and is a predicted model, not a curated record. The transcript has a single exon. Gene Ontology annotation, molecular function: ammonia-lyase activity.